Messenger RNA from Mangifera indica (mango), 1058 nucleotides. Its product is annotated as heterogeneous nuclear ribonucleoprotein F. The record is from RefSeq and is a predicted model, not a curated record. Gene Ontology annotation, cellular component: ribonucleoprotein complex. The transcript is spliced from 2 exons. Lineage: Eukaryota; Viridiplantae; Streptophyta; Magnoliopsida; Sapindales; Anacardiaceae. Bases 123 to 899 code for a protein of 258 amino acids. Gene Ontology annotation, molecular function: RNA binding.
GUUUCUUCUUGGUUCUUCCAGUAAGUACAUUUACCACCGGCUCACAUCAUCACGUCAACUCCCAAAGCAUAUGAAUUGAAGCCCCAGACAAACACGAACAAAGUCAAUCAGAUUCUCCGAGGAUGUUCUACAGAGGUAAAUUUGCUGAUGGAGUUGAUGGGCGUGAAAUGGGUGCAAAGCGUCAGCGUUUGAUUGAUCAGGGACCUCCAUUCUAUGGAAGUUCCCCAGGUUCAAGUUUUAUGUACAAUCCACCACCUUAUGGAUAUGUUAACCAACCUCCACCUUUCCCAGUUGUCCGACUUCGUGGCCUUCCCUUUGAUUGCACAGAAACUGAUGUGGCUGAGUUCUUUCAUGGUCUGGACAUUGUUGAUGUUCUUUUUGUCCACAAGAACAACAAGUUCACUGGGGAAGCAUUUUGUGUGUUGGGGUAUCCUCUUCAAGUUGAUUUUGCCCUCCAAAAGAAUAGGCAGAACAUGGGAAGGAGAUAUGUUGAGGUUUUCAGAAGUAAGAGGCAAGAGUAUUAUAAGGCAAUAGCAAAUGAAGUUUUGGAUGCACACGGCAGUUCACCUCGCAGAAAUAUCCCAAGAGCUAAAUCGCAUGAUGAGGGCAAGGACUCAGCUGAACAUACAGGGGUAUUGCGAUUGAGAGGAUUACCAUUUUCAGCCAACAAGGAUGAUAUAAUGGAUUUCUUUAAAGAUUUUGUAUUGUCGGAAGACUCAAUUCAUCUCACAAUGAAUUCAGAUGGGAGGCCAACUGGUGAAGCAUUUGUAGAAUUUGCAAAUGCAGAAGACUCUAAGGCAGCAAUGGCCAAAGAUAGGAUGACUCUUGGGAGUCGUUAUAUAGAGUUGUUUCCUUCAUCACAAGAGGAGAUGGAUGAAGCAGUUUCAAGAGGACGGUGACUGUUUCUUCAAAGACCUUUUUAUUUUACCUGUUAUUCUGUACUUAAUUUGAUCUAUUACUUAAAUAUUAUUGUUUGGGAUUUUACCUUUCUAGUUUUCCCUUAAUUCAGCCAUACACUAAACUGUUUUAAAAAAAUCCAAGUAGUGUAUUUUUUUUCA